ACACCAACAAGUAUUUUUUUGUCAAAGCAAACUGAAACUAAGCAAAGCAGCAGAAGAAGCAAGCAGAGAAGAAAACAGAGGAAAAUUAAAAGCGAUCUAUUGAAUCGAAUCGAGUCGAAUAGGGAAAGAAAAGGAAAGUUAGGAAGAGUGAGAAUUUGAAGGAAAUGAUCAAAGGAGUAGCCGGAAAUCAGCAAUUGGUGUUACCGGCGGGAUUCAGAUUCCAUCCGACGGACGACGAAUUGGUGCAGCAUUAUCUCUGCAGGAAAUGUGCAGGACAGACGAUUUCAGUUUCAAUUAUAGCUGAAAUUGAUCUUUACAAGUUUGAUCCAUGGCAGUUGCCUGAGAAGGCUUUGUAUGGUGAAAAGGAAUGGUAUUUUUUCUCACCAAGAGAUAGAAAAUAUCCAAACGGUUCAAGGCCGAACCGAGCAGCAGGAACCGGUUAUUGGAAGGCAACCGGAGCUGAUAAACCGGUAGGAAAACCCAAAACAUUAGGUAUAAAGAAGGCACUUGUGUUCUAUGCUGGAAAAGCACCAAGAGGAACAAAAACCAAUUGGAUAAUGCACGAGUACCGGCUCGCUAAUGUGGACCGGUCUGCUGGCAAGAGCAAUAACUUGAGGCUUGAUGAUUGGGUAUUGUGUCGAAUAUACAACAAGAAGGGCACACUUGAGAAGUAUUACAAUGUGGACAAGGAAAAUGCAAGUUUUGGAGAAUUUGAGGAAGAAAUAAAACCAAAAUUAUUACCCACACAAUUAGCACCGGUGGCGCCGAUGCUGAUGCCGCCACGGCCUCGAUCAACACCGACACCGACAAACGACUACUUCCAGUUCGAAACGUCAGAGUCGAUGACUAGAAUGCACACGACAAACUCGAGCUCAGGCUCCGAGCAUGUCUUGUCGCCAUGUGACAAAGAGGUUCAAAGUGCACCCAAAUGGGAUGACCAUGGAAACACCCUAGAUUUCCAGCUAGAUUAUUUGGAUGGUUUACUAAAUGAACCAUUUGAAACCCAAAUGCAGCAGCAAAUUUGCAACUUUGACCAGUUCAACACUUUCCAGGACAUGUUCCUAUACAUGCAAAAACCUUACUAAAAUUGUACAAAUUCAUUGGAUCCAAAUUGAUUGUGAUCCAUGACAUUUUCUUUGUUCUUUGGUGGUGUAGGUCAACUUUUUAUUAAUUAGGUUAGAAAAGUACAAAAUGCAAGUCAAAUUUGGUAGGCUACAGCACAAAUGAGCCUUGACAAGCAUAGCCAGAGAGCCAUAUAGAUGGCUUAUUAUUGUAAGGUACAUGUAAAACAAAUGAAAAUUUGUUAAUAUCAAGUUAUCAUUCUUCAAA
Messenger RNA from Solanum dulcamara, 1329 nucleotides. RefSeq names its product NAC domain-containing protein 2-like. Gene Ontology annotation, biological process: regulation of DNA-templated transcription. Bases 165 to 1085 code for a protein of 306 amino acids. The transcript is spliced from 3 exons. Gene Ontology annotation, molecular function: DNA binding. The record is from RefSeq and is a predicted model, not a curated record. NCBI's taxonomy places the organism in Eukaryota, Viridiplantae, Streptophyta, Magnoliopsida, Solanales, Solanaceae.